UUGUACGCUGAGCAUAGUGACUGGCACAGUUUCUUUUUGAGGAGAUCUUUUUUCAUGUCUAGUCUCUGAGCUGAGCUUCUCGAAUCUGUUAUUGUUUAUGUAGUGUAAACAGUAGAGAAAAGGGAAAAAAUGGCAAUAUCCGGUUCGGCUGGGCAGCCACAGUUCAUUGCGAGCACUGGAAAUCGAAGCCUCUCAAAUGCGCCGCUAAUUGAGAACUCCGAUACUGAUCAGAUUGUCGUUCCCGAUAGAAAGAGCUGGAAAAACUUCUUUGCCUACAUGGGACCUGGAUUUCUUGUUUCUAUUGCAUAUAUUGACCCUGGAAAUUUUGAGACGGAUUUGCAGUCUGGAGCACAAUACAAGUACGAGCUGCUUUGGAUAAUAUUGGUGGCUUCUUGUGCCGCUUUAGUCAUACAGUCACUUGCAGCCAAUCUUGGGGUUGUCACAGGAAAGCACUUAGCAGAACACUGCAGAAUGGAAUAUCCUAGGGUGCCCAACUUCAUCCUGUGGGUUCUAGCCGAGAUUGCUAUAGUUGCAUGUGACAUUCCUGAAGUGAUUGGAACUGCAUUUGCUUUGAACAUGCUCUUCAAUGUUCCUAUAUGGUGUGGUGUUCUUCUGACAGGACUUAGUACUUUAGUUCUUCUAGCAUUGCAGCAAUAUGGGGUCAGGAAACUUGAAUUCUUGAUUGCAUUUCUUGUACUCACAAUUGCCGCAUGCUUCUUCGUGGAGCUUCACUACGCAAACCCUGAUCCGAAAGAAGUUCUGAAAGGACUUUUUGUUCCCCAACUGAAAGGAAGUGGUGCCACUGGUCUUGCAAUUUCACUUCUUGGUGCCAUGGUUAUGCCCCACAAUCUCUUUCUCCACUCUGCUUUGGUGCUCUCUAGGAAAAUACCACGAUCUGUCCGUGGCAUCAGAGAGGCAUGCAGAUUCUAUAUGUUUGAAAGCGCCUUUGCUCUCAUGGUGGCCUUUCUAAUUAACAUAUCAGUUAUUUCUGUGAGUGGAGCAGUUUGCGGUUCUUCAAGUCUGAAUGCUGAGGAUCAGAAGAGCUGCCAGGACUUGGACUUGAACAAGGCUUCCUUUUUACUAAGGAAUGUCUUGGGCAGUUGGAGUUCAAAACUUUUUGCAAUUGCUCUGCUGGCGUCUGGUCAGAGUUCUACUAUCACAGGAACAUAUGCUGGGCAAUAUGUUAUGCAGGGCUUUCUUGAUUUACGACUGAAGCCAUGGAUUCGCAACUUUUUAACCCGAUGUUUGGCUAUAGUCCCUAGUCUAAUAGUUGCAAUCAUUGGUGGCUCUGCUGGGGCUGGAAAGCUAAUCAUUAUUGCAUCUAUGAUUUUAUCAUUUGAGCUCCCUUUUGCUCUUGUUCCACUUCUCAAAUUCACAAGUAGUGAGACCAAGAUGGGGGCAUGCGUCAACUCUGUCGCGAUCUCAGCUAUAACUUGGAUUAUAGGUUCCCUGAUUAUGGCCAUAAACAUAUACUAUCUGAUGACUGGAUUUAUCAAGCUGCUUCUUCACUUACAAAUAGUGGCGGCUGUGUUUCUUGGCAUAUUCGGGUUCUCGGGGAUGGCAGUGUACUUGGCUGGAAUUGCAUAUCUGGUUUUCCGAAAAAACAAGGAGGCCACACACCUUUUGGCGUUCACAAUGCCCGAGAGCAGACAAAUGACCGCCAAUGAGCAGAGCAAUGCCUCAAUGUAUUGUCUCCCAAGAGAGGACAUUGUGAGCAUGCAAUUGCCCCAAAGAAGGUCCACUGUUGAUGUUGACUAAGUCUCCUAUAUUUGGUGAAGGUAACAUUUGUAGGACAUUUAGCUUCUUCUUAGGGUCCUAAAGUAGUGAAAAAUGCUCGGGACACCAUCGGUGCUAAGAACCACCAUUAAUAGAAGGUGGGUCUCACUGGUGGACUCUGUAACAUUGUUCUCUUAGUAGUACUAAUUUAAAUAAAGUAAGGUAUGGAAACUAGCUGGAUUAUUACAUAAUCCUACGUAGCUCUUAUAUAUAUGAUGUCUUUUCGUAACUAGCUUUUUAUUCGUUCA
Molecule: messenger RNA, 2024 nt
Organism: Morus notabilis
Lineage: Eukaryota; Viridiplantae; Streptophyta; Magnoliopsida; Rosales; Moraceae
Product: metal transporter Nramp6
Exons: 14
Coding region: 130-1758 (542 amino acids)
Biological process (GO): metal ion transport
Cellular component (GO): membrane
Molecular function (GO): cadmium ion transmembrane transporter activity; manganese ion transmembrane transporter activity
Source: RefSeq, a predicted model, not a curated record